AUGAAGCAACUGCACUCAGGCAAAAGAGAGGAACGGACUGGGUCCUUUUGCCACCAGGAAGUGGUGUGUCGUCAUCAUCCUGCUCAUGCUUUCCAGUUUGUGGUGGAGAAACGUGGAGGUCCGCAACGUGUAGAUGGACUAACAUUCUGUAAGUACGUGUUGUUUAUCAGUUAUUGAAUGAAUGGCAUUAAGGGCCCCGAAACGUUUUAACACGGCGCCUUCUAUGUAAUGACAAAACUGUCGCGAUCAUCGCAAAUUAGUCGGACAUCGAAGGAAAGUUGUUCCCUGUUAGCAAAGCUAAGGCUAGCUAGCAAGGACCAGCCAUUUAAAUCUGCCUUUUUCUAUCCUAACAGUUACUGGUUGCCGUUUAGUAAAUUCAAUUGUAUACCUAGCUAACGACAACUGCCAGCAGAGCGUGGUCUGUCAGAUGAGAUGAGAUGAUGAAAUGAGAUGAGCUGUGGUAUUGUGAUGAAUGGUUAACUGACUGAGAGAUAUCAUAGAAUUGUAGCUAAUUAUGGCUAAGUGUCGUGUAAAAAAACAACAUGAACAGGGAAAUUAGUACACUAGAUAGCUGGCCACCAUGUAUUGACUAUAAUCAAUACACAUUACCCAUGUCGAUGUGUUGCAUGACGUUUUUGUAUAUAAUCUAAAAAGUAAACAUAUUUGUCUGAUUCAUAACAUCAACCUGAUUUGUCUUGUAUCUAGAUCUCACUGCAACAUCCAAGCCAUUUAUAAUGGAGUACAUGCAAGCUCCUGCUACAAGCAGCCAGGGGAACAUGUAAGUAGAAUUUAUGAUCAACCUCCUACAUGCUACAAAUAAUCUGUCAUUUACCAUUGGUGUGAAUGUGUAGAUUCAUAGCUUUUUCAAAGGUAUCAGUUGGUACAGCACUAAUUAAGAAAUGGUUUCUCUCCUCUCCCCAGCCUGUGCUGCACCUGUGGCAUCCCCAUCCCCCCAAACCCAGCCAACAUGUGUGUGUCCUGCCUCAGAACCACAGUGGACAUCUCUGAGGGAAUCCCCAAGCAAGUCAAUCUGCACUUCUGCAAGCAGUGUGAACGGUACUGCGCAGACCACCAUCACAAGCCUGUCUAACUUAGUGCCACAGCUAAGAUGUAUAAAUCCCUGUCUAUUGCUCUUACUUGACCAAAGGAUUGUUAGUCAGUUAACUGUGGGAUCUUGCCAAGGCUCCAACAUUAGUUCAGAUGGAUUGAUAGCUCCUCUUUCUGUUCCAUGCAGGUACUUGCAGCCUCCAGCCUCCUGGGUGCAGUGUGCUCUGGAGUCCAGGGAACUGCUCGCCCUCUGCCUUAAAAAACUGAAGGGCAACAUGACCAAAGUGAGUAUCCCUUCCCUACUCUGUUCUAUUUAUAUUAAAACAUACACUUGUUCACAUUUUUCAACAGGGCUGUAGCCAUUCGCCUCAGAAAUUCAUGUGACCUCUCAAUCCAGGUGCGUCUGAUCGAUGCUGGAUUCCUGUGGACGGAACCCCACUCCAAGCGGAUCAAGUUGAAGGUGACCAUACAGAAAGAGGUGAGAUUGAGGGGAAGAGCCGAGUGGAGAAAUGAGAGGCAUGAGAGUGUGAUAUUUAAUAGAAGGGAUUAGUGUGGAUUAGGAACCUGAUCUGGAGGAUGUGUCCCACCGCUAAUGUCCAUGCUGUCAUUAUUUAAUCCAGGUGACAGUAAAGGGAUAAAGGGCUGACUGUAGUUUCAGAGCACAGUGAUUGGGUGAAGGUUAGCCAGUGGCUGUCAUCUUAACUUCAUGACCUUUCAGAGGAAACUGAGCUCCUCAGGGCCCAGGCCUUUGUCUGGAGUGUAGGGGGUUUUGUGUGAUCUUGUAUCUAGAUGCCCUUUAGUCACCAGAAAUAGCAGCACCACACCCUGAUGAAUAAAGUCUUACACAUCAGUGUUUCCCAAAUGGUGGGUGGGUAAUGAUUCGCUGCUGGGUCACAGCCAAUUCCCUUUGGGUCACAGCUUUCUAGCCCAGUUCUGGAUUUUAAAGUGUUUUAUUACAGUCCUGAACUAUGUUCUGAGUCAGUCAUAUAAGAGAAUAGUGGUUGAUGGUUGUGUGGUCUGUCCUGUCCAGGUGAUGAACGGAGCCAUCCUGCAGCAGGUGUUUGUGGUGGAGUUUGUCAUCCAGGGCCAAAUGUGUGACGACUGCCACCGUGUCGAGGCCAAGGACUUCUGGAACUCUGUGGUGCAAGUCAGACAGAAGGUAACACUGAUGAUUAUGAUUAUAUUAUUAAUGUUGCUCACCACAACAAUCGUUUUUAACAUGUUUGUAACCUAUUAUUGGUCUGGUCCUUUUUACAGACUUCUCACAAGAAGACGUUCUACUACCUGGAGCAGCUGAUUCUCAAGCACAAACUCCAUCAGAACGCACUCAACAUCAAAGAGAUCCAUGGUGGGUUUGGGAUAGAAUAUACUGCUCUAAAGUGGGGUUUUCAUCCAGGAAGAGACACCAGACCAUUCAAGCUUUCUAUUGACAUUGAUGAUUUUCUUAAUAAAGCUUUCCUAUCCCAGGCUUUAGAAGGGCAUGGCCAUGUGUUCAUAAUCAGUGUGGUAGGAUCAUAGUACUGAGCAUUCCAUUUACCAUGCCAACAAUGCUGUUUGACUCGGGUCCUAUUUUCAGUCACACACACACUGUGUAGUGAGAGAUAUUUCAGAAGCAGUGCCCAGUGCGGUUGGACCAGAUUGUAAGGGAGAAGCUGGCCUUUGACAGUUCGAUAUAAAUUACCUCCCUCUCUAGCCAGAGUAAAAAGCCUUGAGGCAUCAACAUGUGGCGGCCAUAUUUCCCCCCAGGGGCCCAUCUGGUCUGUAUUACUGAGGCUGGAGUAUUAAGUGUGUUGGAAUGGUGAUGACUGAGGUCGCGUGUGGUGUGUGCCUGUGAUUGAUUUAUUGACUGAGGACUGAUUUGUUUUUAAUCUUUGUCCUCUCUCAGAUGGUAUUGAUUUCUACUAUGCCACCAAGCAGCAUGCUCAGAAGAUGGUUGAUUUCCUCCAGUGCACAGUCCCCUGCAGGUAGGAACCAGUGCACCAGAGACCCUCCACUACGGGUAGAGAUUGCCCUGUAGUGACAAAACUCUGACCUGAGGUCAGUGUCUACGGGUGACAUCUCCUACUCUGGAUGGCUCCUUCAUGGUUAUUGCAUAAUACCCAUGCAAUGUUCAUUUGGUGUUGGGACAACAUGUUGACAUUUAAUUGAACAGUGAUGAGCUAGACCACACUAACCACAGUAAGUGCGGUCUGUGUGGCUAGUGCUACAAUUAUUCAAUGUCUAUAGACAUCUAUAUAUUUUUUUGAAAAAAUAUAUAUUUCUAGCUUAGCAUGGAGAUGAUUGAGAAAGUUGCUUAUAUUUUCUGACAAGAUAUUAUUGUAGUAUUGUCUUUAUGGUUUGUUUGUGUCACUCUGUCUUGUUUAGGUCGAAGACCUCCCAGCGCCUCAUCUCCCACGACAUCCACUCAAACACAUUCAACUACAAGAGCACCUACUCCAUUGAGAUUGUUCCUGUUUGCAAGGUAUGUAGCAUCUUCCUCAUAAAUACUGAAGGUCAAAUGCUCUACAUACAGUGCAUUCGGAAAGUAUUCAGACCCCUUGACUUUUUCCAUAUUUUUUUUACGUUACAGCCUUAUUCAAAAAUUGAUUAAAUUGUUAGUUUUUCCCUCAUCAAUCUACACACAAUACCCCAUAAUGACAAAGCAAACUGGUUUUUAGACAUUUUUGCAAAUGUACACUACCAGUCAAGUUUGGACACACCUACUCAUUCAAGGGUUUUUCUUUUUUACUAUAUUUUACAUUGUAGAAUAAUAGUGAAGACAUCAAAACUAUGAAAUAACACAUAUGGAAUUAUGUAGUAAACAAAAAAGUGUUAAACAAAUCAAAAUAUAUUUGAGAUUCAUCAAAUAGCCACCCUUUGCCUUGAUGACAGCUUUGCACACUCUUGGCAUUCUCUCAACCAGCUUCAUGACAUAGUCACCUGGAAUGCAUUUCAAUUAACAGGUGUGCCUUCUUAAAAGUUAAUUUGUGGAAUUUCUUAAUGUAUUUGAGCCAAUCAGUUGUGGGGGGUAGGGGGGUAUACAGAAUAUGGCCCUAUUUGGUCAAAGACCAAGUCCAUAUUAUGGCAAGAGCAGCUCAAAUAAGUGAAGAGAAAUGACAGUCCAUCAUUACUUUAAGACAUGAAGGUCAGUCAAUAUGGAACAUUUCAAGAACUUUGAAAGUGCAGUCGCAAAAACCAUCAAGCGCUAUGAUGAAACUAGCUCUGAGGACCGCCAAAGGAAUGGAAGACCCAGAGUUAUCUCUGCUGCAGAGGAUAAGUUCAUUAGAGUUACCAGCCUCAGAAAUUGCAGCCAAAUAAAUGCUUCACAGAGCUCAAGUCAUAGACGUAUCUCAACAUCAACUGUUCAGAGGGGACUGUGUGAAUCAGGCCUUCAUGGAUGAAUUGAUGCAAAGAAAACACUACUAAAGGACACCAAUAAAAAGAAGAAACCUGCUUGGGCCAAGAAACACAAGCAAUGGACAUUAGACCGGUGGAAUUUUGUCCUUUGGUCUGGAGUCCAAAUUGGACAUUUUUGGUUCAAACCGCCGUAUCUUUGUGAGACGCGGUGUGGGUGAACGGAUGAACUCUGCAUGUGUAGUUCCCACCAUAAAGCAUGGAGGAGGAGGUGUUAUGGUGUGGGGGUGCUUUGCUGGUGACACUGUCUGUGAUUUAUUUAGAAUUCAAGGCACACUUAACCAGCAUGGCUACUACAGCAUUCUGCAGUGAUAUGCCAUCCCAUCUGGUUUGGGCUUAGUGGGACUAUCAUUUGUUUUUCAACAGGAAAUGACCCAACACACCUCCAGGCUGUGUAAGGGCUAUUUUACCAAGAAGGAGAGUGAUAAUUAUGACAAAUGUACUAUAUUACGAAUUGGAUCACUAAAAAAUUCACCUUUUUUUUUGACAAAAUGUUUUAAAAAGGUAUAAUCUUCGUAAAUGAUAUCAUCAGUAGGACUGGUGGAGUUAUGUUGCACAUGCAGCUAACAAAAACGUAUGGAAAUGUCUGCUCUACCCCAAAUUACAACCAAAUAAUUGCAGCCUUACCGCAAAAAUGGAAGAGGAAAGUGGAAGGGGGAGAAUGUAAAGAACUUGUCUGUCGGCCUUGCAUUAAAGAACAUAAUUGGUUAAAGAAAAUUGUGAUAAAUAAAAAAGUAUAGCAGUUUCAUUUUAAGGACCAAAGGAUUGACAGCCGUCCCAUAUAGAUAGUUGGGAAGAGAUUUUUGACUUACCGAUCCCAUGGCAUAGUGUUUAUGAACUGAUACGCAAAACGACACCGGAUUCAAAACUUUUAAUCUUUCAAUUUAAAUUAUUAUAUAAAAUUCUUGCUACCAAUAGAAUGUUAUUUAUAUGGGGGAUACAAUCUUCCCAGCUCUGCAGAUUUUGCUGCGAAGAGACAGAACCUGGAGCUAACCUUGCAGAUAGCAUUACUGGGUGAUCUGAAAAGUCAUAGUCAAUCGAUCAAUAAUAUAAUAAUACUUUUAGCAAAAAUGUUUAUUUUCAAUUUACAAUAUGUAGAAACAAUGAGAAUAGAAAUGUUCAGAACUUUUGUAAAACAUCACAGUACAGUUGAAAAAUAUAUGGCAAAUAAAUCCUAUAUGGAUGGUGUUAAGAGAUAGAUGGGUGGUGUUGAAUGGAGUUGAAGGAUGGGACUAAUAACAACUAACAACAACUGAUAACUAGUAAUGUAAGCAUACUGUGUCCAUAAUAAGUAUAUAUAGGUUGUAGUUUGGGAGCUUUUGUGAAAGAGCACAGUUAGAAAGAUAUGGCAUAUAGAAGCAAACCGGAUGGCAUCAUGAAAAUGAUCGGAGAGGUUGAGAGUAGAAGUAGUUCAGGAGAAAAAACAAACAAAAUAUAAUUAUUGUAAAAUUGACUGUCCAUAAAAUGUAUAUAGUAAAUAUAAGCUGGAAGUAGAGGCCUAAGCAUUGUUGUUCACUAGUUUACUCCAAUUAGGGAAAGGGUGGUGGGGUUGGAAAGUAAUAAAGGGGAAUAUAUUUUUUAAGAAGGAGGAGGGAGAAAAAAAAGAGUGAUGGAGUGCUGCAUCAGAUGACCUGGCCUCCACAAUCCCCUGACCUCAACCCAAUUGAGAUGGUUUGGGAUGAGUCGGAAGGCAGAGUGAAGGAAAAGCAGCCAACAAGUGCUCAGCAUAUGUGGGAACACCUUCAAGACUGUUGGAAAAGCAUUCCAGGUGAAACUGGUUGAGAGAAUGCCAAGAGUGUGCAAAGCUGUCAUCAAGGCAAAAGGUGGCUAUUUGAAGAAUCCUAAAUAAAAUAUAUUUUGAUUUGUUUAACACUUUUUUGUUUGUUUGUUUGUUUACUACAUGAUUCCAUAUGUGUUAUUUCAUAGUUUUGAUGUCUUCACUAUUAUUCUACAAUGUAGAAAAUAGUGAAAAUAAAGAACCCCUUGACUGAGUAGGUGUCCAAACUUUUGACUGGUACUGUAAAAAACAACAACUGAAAUAUCACAUUUGCAUGAGUAGUCAGACCCUUUACUCAGUAUUUUGUUCAAGCACCUUUGGCAGCGAUUACAGCCUUGCGUCUUCUUGGGAAUGACGCUACAAGCUUGGCACACCUGUAUUUUGGGAGUUUCUCUCAUUCUCUGCAGAUCCUCUCAAGCUCUGUCAGAUGGAUGGGGAGUGUCGCUGCACAGCUAUUUUCAGGUCUCUCCAGAGAUGUUCGAUCGGGUUCAAGUCAGGGCUCUGGCUGGGCCACUCAAGGACAUUGAGACUUGAUCCCGAAGCCACUCCUGUCUCAGGUCCUGUGUGCUCUGGAGCAGGUUUUCGUCAAGGAUCUCUCUGUACUUUGCUCCGUUCAUCUUUCCCUCGAUCCUGACUAGUCUCCCAGUCCUUGCCGCUGAAAAACAUCCCCACAGCAUGAUGCUGCCACCACCGUGCUUCACCGUAGGGAUGGUGCUAGGUUUCCUCCAGACGUGAGGCUUGGCAUUCAGGCCAAAGAGUUCAAUCUUGGUUUCAUCAGACCAGAGAAUCUUGUUUCUCAUGGUCUGAGAGUCCUUUAGGUGCCUUUUUACAAACUCCCAGCGGGCUGUCAUGUGCCUUUUACUGAGGAGUGGCUUCCGUCUGCCCACUCUACCAUAAAGGCCUGAUUGGUGGAGUGCUGCAGAGAUGGUUGUCCUUCUGGAAGGUUCUCCCAUCUCCACAGAAUAACUCUGGAGCUCUGUCAGAGUGACCAUCAGGUUCUUUGUCACCUCCCUGACCAAGGCCCUUCUCCCCCGAUUGCUCAGUUUGUAGAAACAUCUCAAGGAUGAUCAAUGGAAACAGGAUGCACCGGAGCUCAAUUUCGAGUCUCAUAGCAAAGGGUCUGAAUACUUAUGUAAAUAAAGUAUUUGUUUUUUUAUUUUGAAUAAAUUAGCAAGAAUUUGUAAAUACCUGUUUUCGCUUUGUCAUUAUGGGGUAUUGUGUGUAGAUUGAUGUGGGAAGAAAAAAAAAUAUUUUAUCCAUUUUAGAAUAAGGCUGUAACGUAACAAAAUGUGGAAAAGGGGAAGGUGUCUGAAUACUUUCCGAAUGCACUGUAUAUCUUUAAGGUGCUGGGCUGAAACGUGGUUGAAUAGGUGAACAGAGCGCAUCUAUACUCAAAUGCUCAGGUACAAACAGUCCAGGGCAGACCUAUACAGAUUCCUUAUAACAGACACAGCUUCCCUUGGAUAGAACUGUGUUUUAGAAGAUGCUUUUGAACCAUCAAAUGAAAACUUAAUUAGAAUCAAUCUGGGUGUGUUUAGGUCAGGAAUCUUUACUCAAGCUUUUUUGUUAAGUGAAGGUUUCUCGUCAAUGCUCUUCUUUUGGAUUCGUGUAGUAGAUUAAUCUACUCAUAGGUUCCAACAUGUAGACUGAGUACACAAGCAUUGAUGCUUGGCUUCUGACCAUACAUGUGAAGAGUGAAUUUAAUUAAUAUCCAAUUCUAUCCACGUGUUUUUGUGCAUUUCUAUCCAAUGACUGAUUGAAGUAUUACAGCACUGGCAUAUUAAGUAAACGGAUAUGACUUAACAUUUUCAAGUUCAAUGAAAUGUUUUCCUAAUCAGAAUCUUAUUUUGCGUUUGUGAGACAAAUUGUAAACACGCUGAUGAAACAACCUAGCCGACCCCUUGUAUAACCAAACUGGCAAUGACAGCCUCUGUUAUUCAGAGGAGAUUGUUCAUGAAGGUUUAGCCUAAUCCAGAGUUGAAUGUUAAUCUCUCCUGUACUACAGCUGGCUGGCUUGCUGUCGGUUUCUCUAUGGAAUAAUCCGGUGGGGAGGGAGGUUCCAAAGUUCAGUCUGACCCCUGGUUUGUUUUGUCUCAUUCCCCAGGACAACGUGGUGUGUCUGUCGCCGCGUCUGGCUCAGAGCCUGGGGAACAUGGGCCAGGUGUGUGUGUGUGCCCGAGUCACCAGCACCAUCCACCUCAUCGACCCCAACACCCUGCAGAGUGAGUACAGUACACACCAGCACCACCUUUACUGUCGGCCCCUAGCUGCCAGGGGACAGAGACUGUUUCACCACAUGCUAUUCUGGCUACUGAAAAAUUGCUUUUAGAUAUAUGCUUUGCUUGAUUGAUUGAUGUUGAUAUGUUGACAAGUUCAACAUUGAAAGGUGAUUGGAUUUGUGGAUGAGUUUGUGCUUGUUUUGAUAUAAAGCAUUGUUACGAACCCCGUGGCUUUAAACGUCUAGGGUGGAUGGACAAGAGACCCGUAACAUAAUUCAUGCAAAUUAGAAUCGUGACAUGGAACAGUGAGAACAAAAACUACACGACAACCAUAAACUACCGUCAAACAUAAUUUUUUUAUUUUUGAACACACGGUAAAGGUUUGGGAAAAAGGGCUAAGCAGGACCCAAGAAAUGAAACAAUAGUGUAAAAAAAAACUAAACUGAUCUUGCCUGCCUCAAGAACCGCUAAGCUACUGCUAAUCAUACAAAAAUACAGUGGGUGGUCCGCUCAGGUCUAACUAGUGUUCUUAGACAGUUUUCCUACGGGUAAUGUAUGCCCAAGGGCAACUUGCUUAAAUUCCCCUUUUCCCAGAAACACACAACAAAGUUACCAAACAGAGUAACCAGCAAAUGAGUGAGUACACAGGACACCACAGUAUCCAUACUCACAUACGGAAAAUAGCCUCUUCUCUACAAACACAACUGACCGGCUUUUAAACAAUGGGAUGUGUGAUUGAAAAACCAGAAACAGGUGGUGCAAUGCAGAGGAAUGUCCACUGAUUGGUCCACCUCAGCAAUCAGCAGACACCCCAACGACCAUCAAUCAGGAACAUACAGGACACCUGUGAUUAGGGCAGAAGGAGAGGAAAAAGACACAGGAUACCUGUAUCCGUAACAAGCAUCAAAUGUUUACCAUCUGCUCCAUAUUUUUAGCAUCAGUUUUUGUUAGACUGAUGGAAUGUGAUUAUAUUCCACUUGACUUUAGUCUUUUGUACCUAACUGAACCCAGUAUCGUUUAGUGUGUCUGUUCACCACAUGCUCAUCACCAUCCUCUCACUCUCAACAGCCUCCCUCUGUGUCUAAUCAGGGCAUUCCACACAUGGCACACACACACUCAUUUCUUGUCAUUACUGCCUGUGUGCUGUGUGUAAAAAGAUUCCAUCUGUGAUUAAUUCUGAUAUUUUGAAAGGCAGGGCACACGUUUUUAAUUAGUGUUCAAAGAAAGGCUAUUUUUGCUCCAGAGCCGCCUUUCUCAACCUCAGCCUCUGGGCAGAACAAUGAUCCGUGCUAGCCAAAGCACUCGACUGCAGGAGGGGGUGAAGUUAAAAUAAAUCAAUGUAUCGUGCGUGCACACACAAGGAAAUUAUUGGUGUUGUUUUGAGCAGUCAAAAUUGAAACUGGACUUUCCAUAGAGAUAAACAUGUAAUUCUAUUUCUCCUGUCUGACCCCAACAGUCGCUGAGGUGGAUGGGGGCACAUACUGGCGCAACCCCUUCAGCAGCCUCGUUAGCCCACGGCAACUGGAGGAGUUCAUCGUCAUGGAUACUGAGGUCAUCAGGAACCAGAAGCUGGGGGCGGGAGCAGGCAUAAGGUCCAAUAAGGUAGGAGUUCUGAGGGAAAUGGGCGGUGAUUUGGAAUUGGGCAGAAGUGUGCAUCAUUAGCAAGAAUGCCUCAAUUUCAAGAGAAAUAAAUGCUGCUAGUCUGUUUCUUUAGAUGUUGUGUGUGUUCAUGCGUGCAACUUCCCUCACUCCAUGUGAGGAAAAACAUGUUCUAGUGUGUGUGUUGGCGAGACAGAUUGUUUGGGUUGAUACAGCAUGACUGCGGGUCUUUGGUGUGUUUGUGGCUUUAAUGAAAGUGGUGUCGAGCAGAUUGAAUUAUGGGGAACAUUUCUCUUUUCUUGGAAGAAAAAUCAAUAGUGAACCAUUACAUUGUUCCUGAAGCAGCACAUCAGAUUAGAGAAAAACCCUCCACAAUACAUGAAGUGUUUUGUGUAAAAUGGAACAGGGAAUGGGCUUGCUACGGUACGAUAACGAUCCACUCCCCCAUCUAAGGGUGUUGGAACACUAAACACCCUUCAUCCAUUUAGUGGAAAGGAAUAGAAGUAAGGGUGGUGCUAGGCUAAAUCUUGUGUGUGUGUGUUCUGAUUUGUGUGUUUCCAGCACACCCUGGCUGAGGUGUGGGUGCAGAAGACAUCAGAGAUGGACACAGCUCAGCAGUACCACUGUCGCACCCACCUGGGCCACCUGCUUAACAUAGGAGACAUGGUGCAGGGGUAGGUGAUUGUCAUGGGCUUCUAUACAGCUACACAACUCUUAAAUGUUCAUGUAACUUCUUGCUGUAUAAGAGAAUCAAAACAAUACCUAAUUAUUUUGCUUGUGAAGUAAGAUAACAUGUUAAGUCUUUUCACUUUUGUUUCCCUCUAGCUUUGACUUUGCCAAUUCCAAUGUUAAUGACGAGUUUCUGAACAAGAUGAACCCGAGUCAUAUUCCUGACGUGGUAAGAACCAGUACAUACCACUGUGUGCACACUCGUGUAUAUCCUCCAAAACAGGGAUCACCAACAGGUAGAUCUACCUGUAGCUCCCAGCCCACAUAUGAGUAGCUGCCAAUCAAUUCUGAAAGUACAUCAAUUUUUCCAUCACAUAAACAUAAAGCUCCUGGCUAAUAUCCAAUCAAAGCCACAUUGACAUGUUCCCACCCCUGGUUAGCCAACUAUUGGCUUAAAAAGUCAAACCUAACACACUAUCUGCCAAUUAAUUUCAAGCAAUGUUGCCCCUGUCUGUGUGUUUGGUGCGCGUGUUUGUCUAUCACUCCGUAUGUAGCCAGUUAGCGAUGCUAAUGAUAACGUAUUUUUUCUUCAAUUGGUUUGUGUUUGAGGUUCAACCCAACAUUGUGCACAUUUUUAUACAGAAGACUAGACAGACUUCCCCCAAAAACCUUCUCUAUUAAAUGUUAACCUCAAAGUAGGCUUACCUGACAGCUAUAAAUUAUGAUUAUUUGUUUCAAUUGGGGCCAUUGUUUUGCAAACUCUGCCAUGACACGCUGCUGCAGUAGGCCUAACGCUUUGAACACACCGACUGCGUCCUUGCGCAAAAUAGUAUGCAGCAUCAUCUAGAUAUGUGUGCAACUAAAGUUCAACAUUCACCUUCUGCUACCAUUUCUGUCAACACGUUUACGCAGACAGUUUGACGCAUACGUUCGAUAAAUCCAAAGUAUGCACCACACAGAACGCACUGCAACUGCCUCUGCAACGCAAUGCUGCGAGGCAAACGUAGCGUUCCAUUGGAAAUGAAUUUACAUUUACGUCAUUUAGCAGACGCUCUUAUCCAGAGCGACUUACAAAUUGGUGCAUUCACCUUAUAGCCAGUGGGAUAACCACUUUACUUUAAAACCACUUUUUUUUGGGGGGGGGGGGGGGGGUAGAAGGAUUACUUUAUCCUAUCCCUGGUAUUCCUUAAAGAGGUGGGGUUUCAAGUGUCUCCGGAAGGUGGUGAGUGACUCCGCUAUCCUGGCGUCGUGAGGGAGCUUGUUCCACCAUUGGGGUGCCAGAGCAGCGAACAGUUUUGACUGGGCUGAGCGGGAACUGUGCUUCCGCAGAGGUGGGGGGAGCCAGCAGGCCAGUGGUGGAUGAACGCAAUGCCCUCGUUUGGGUGUAGGGACUGAUCAGAGCCUGAAGGUACGGAAAUGCCGUUCCCCUCACAGCUCCGUAGGCAAGCACCAUGGUCUUGUAGCAGAUGCAAGCUUCAACUGGAAGCCAGUGGAGUGUGCGGAGGAGCGGGGUGACGUGAGAGAACUUGGGAAGGUUGAACACCAGACGGGCUGCGGCAUUCUGGAUGAGUUGUAGGGGUUUAAUGGCACAGGCAGGGUGUACCAAAACGCAAUGACGCAGUUGGUGUGUUGGAAGCGUAACAUGGCUAGACCCACACAUUCCUCUCUUGCUAGAUGCGCAAUUUAAAGGGGAAUUACACACACUUUCCAGACCUCAAAAAUGGUCUUCUGGUGUGAUGUAAGCAUUGACAUGGACUCAGAACAUCAAUUUUCAUUGUUUCUCUAUUAAUAUUUGUAAUAUUGAGAGUAGAAAACAUUACAAAAAAUCCCAGACCAGAAAAAAUACAACAGAAAACAGUUCUGGAAAAUACAAAAUAUUAUUUUAUGGGCCUGUCAUGCCAAAUACUGUUUAUCAACCAUUAUUCUGCCAGGUAUAUUGACAGAAAACACAUCUCUUGUACACCAAGGACCCUGGGACGAGUUAGAGGAGAAGGGAACAAUGUGCCUAUUUCGAAUAAAAUAAAUUGUAGCUCGCAAGUUAAAUGUUUUCAAAGUAGCUCUCAUGCUAGAAAAGGUUGGAGAACCCUGCUCCAAAACAACAGACCUUUGACAAUGUACUGCACUGUCUGCCUUAGUUCACAUUGCCCCCUGGUGGACAUUGUGGUAUUGGCCAGAUUUUAAUGUUUGCUGCAUUGAGUUGAAAUGUCAAUUCUCUAAUGGAAACAUUGGCCACCUGACCAAAUACUAUUCACUUGCAGCACAUGACUGCAAAGGACAGAAUACAUAAUAACAAAACAAAAUCAAUGCAUGUAUUGAAGCCAUUUGAACAUGCUUGUUGUGGACUUGCAGGUGCUGAUCAAGAAGAGCUACAACCGCAGCAAGAGGGUGAAGCGCAGGAACUGGAAGCUGAAGGAGAUGGACAAAGACAGAGAGGGCAUGGCGCCUGAAGACGAGAGGUAAGGAGGAGAGGAGGAACUGAUGAGCGAGGAGGAAUGUAGAGGGGGAGAAGCAGGAAGGGAUGAGGAGAGAGAACUGAGAGUGAAGGAUGGAUAUGCACUAUAUCCAGGUGAUGACUUUGUAAGUUGUGAAAGGUGUCUUGUCUACAACAUUGGAGGUGAUUUAUAUAUUGUUCUCCUCUCUUCCUGUUUCAGACAAUACCAGGACUUCCUAGAGGACCUGGAGGAAGACGAAGCCCUGAGAAAGAACGUCAACAUCUUCAGAGGUGAGUGGGACCACAGCUUUCUGCUUCUCUUUAUAGUUUUUCUUGUGAGAACCUGUCUGUUUCCCCCAAUUGUCACCCAUAGCUUUCUAUUGAUCCAAUUUAGCUGUAGCCUCAUGAAGUUGUGUUGUUUUGUAUUGCAGAUGCGUCUAAGAUCCCAGUGGAGAGUGACACGGAUGACGAGGGCGCUCCUCGGAUCUCUUUGAUGGAGAUGCUGGAGGACCUCAGCCUAACAGACGCCACCGGGGGAGAGGGAGCCGACAUGCUGACCGAAUAGACCAAUCGCCGGCUUACAUCCACGUAAUGACUGCUCAGACCAAUCAGGGUCUUACUAAUAUCAAUAUGAUGUUUGACUAGACAAAUGGGAAUCCUACUAAUAACAUGAGUGAUUAGUAGUCCAAUAAGAAUGGUAAUGCCACCCGUUGUCAGCUACCAUUGCAUACAGUCUCCCCCCAACAGCAGCCAAUCAGAAUGCUGCAGACUGGUCACUUCUGAGGUUGCUGAGUUAUUGAUGGGACCCUGCCCUUGUUUACCCUUCCCUGUCUCCAUAUUAGAGGCGGUGGUUUGUGGUGAUGUUGAAAUGAAGUGUUGUUCUAGUACAUCAAAUAAAACAAUCUGGUUACAAUA
This is a messenger RNA of Coregonus sp. 'balchen', 14050 nucleotides long. The record is from the annotation of a GenBank genome assembly. NCBI's taxonomy places the organism in Eukaryota, Metazoa, Chordata, Actinopteri, Salmoniformes, Salmonidae.